AUAGCAUCCACACUGCGACAGGGCAGUUGAGCGCGUUUAAGGCAAACGCUGCUUCUUACAUCUCGUACUGAUGCGCGCGAUGUGAACGAAGCUCGUUGUACCGCGCCCGGUAUCAUCGUACUGCUCAACGGAGUAGUGCCAGUUACUACAACCAUGAAGUCCCUCUUAGCAUGGCUUCUGUCUGUUGUUGCACUAUCGAAUCUGGCAGCCUGGGUGGAAGGCGAGUGGUACUGUCAUCGCUUGGUUCCGUUGCAAAUCACAUCGGUUGUCACUCCGUGCACUUAUCCGUGUGUAUUGCUAUCACCCCCGAACAAGCAUGGCGGCAUUAUUAUACGACAAGAGGUAGAUGGCACACCAUGUAGAGUUCCGGGAACUCCAGGUACAAUUCGGAUGUCCCUCUGUAGCAAUGGGAUCUGCCACCUGCCCGAUAUGUUGACACAGUUGAAACGCACGAAGAGGGAGACCUCACUAAACCGCAAGCGGAGGGGUUUGGUCAGUUACGCGAAAAAGAAGAACAAGAAAAGGAAGGAGAAAAAGAGGAAGAAGAAAGAAGAGAAGAGAAAAAGAAAAGAGCAACAAGAUAGGGAGAAGUCUUCGUAAAUUCUGGGCGCGAGCCAUCGGACGCUUUGAAUUGGUUAAGGGAGCAUGGGCAGAGAACACUUCAACAACGGUUUCUUGGCUGCAAUAUUGGUACGGAAUGUAUAGGAACCACCGGCCUCCUUU
Molecule: messenger RNA, 723 nt
Organism: Rhipicephalus sanguineus (brown dog tick)
Lineage: Eukaryota; Metazoa; Arthropoda; Arachnida; Ixodida; Ixodidae
Exons: 5
Coding region: 154-600 (148 amino acids)
Source: RefSeq, a predicted model, not a curated record